Messenger RNA from Pestalotiopsis fici W106-1, 1386 nucleotides. RefSeq lists its product as uncharacterized. Gene Ontology annotation, biological process: positive regulation of transcription by RNA polymerase II. Gene Ontology annotation, molecular function: DNA-binding transcription factor activity; transcription cis-regulatory region binding. The transcript has 2 exons. The record is from RefSeq and is a predicted model, not a curated record. NCBI's taxonomy places the organism in Eukaryota, Fungi, Ascomycota, Sordariomycetes, Amphisphaeriales, Sporocadaceae. Gene Ontology annotation, cellular component: nucleus. Bases 1 to 1386 code for a protein of 461 amino acids.
AUGGAUCACUUGUAUCGCUAUGAGGUUUUCAGUCGCGAAGUUCUCAGUCUUGCACGUGAACACCCUCUACUGCGUUACGCUGCCUGCGCCGUUGCUGCCAAACAACUGGGGCAGAUGAGAACCUCGUUAUCUACCAUGGUCCGUGGCAAAACCCAAGAACACCUCGCGAGACUUGCUCAGGGUAGACUUGGAUUUGGCUGGUUUGGCGCGAAAUAUUAUGAAAUGGCAAUACAAACCCUGGCCAAAUCAAUCUCUCGAACCGAUGCUGCAGCUAACCUGGUCUCAACACCAAUGUCCUUGUCUCAGGGCAAUCUCAUGGUGCAUGCUGACAAGGAAGAUCCAAUCGUGAGGCUUCUUGGAACUUGUAUACUCAUUCAGUACGAGCAGCUCAGCGCUAGCCGGAACGCUUGGUCUGGCCACUUGACGGGAUUUUCAAAACUGCUUUCCUUGAUCGACGAUGGGGGCCUCCUCAUACCGAACCCUGUCUUUGAGGCAGUUUAUCCCUUCACCAAGGAUGUCAUGUACAUGAAAGCCGGAUUCUGGAAUUUUGUAGUCAACGACCUAGAAGAAUCCUUUGUCUCGAGAAGGAAAACGCGCGUUGACACCAACAACCUUUCUCUUUGGCGCAAUAUGGGUCUCCUCAUCGAUGAUGAUGGGACAGUGGCUAAUGAUGUUACUCCGAAUGGGCUCCUCAGCACACCGGAGCAUGCAAGAGACAAGGUGCUAUCAUUCGCCCUCGUCAGACUGUUAUGUAUGCUCGUAGAUUACGUGGCGCCUUUAUCAUCCAACCUGAAUCUCCUUCUUAGUCACGAUACGACUGCGUUUGGGUAUUUGGAGAGCCGAUUUGAUUCCUGGCUUCAAAUCUUGUCUCCGUCAUUUCAUGCUGAUGGGACUUUCUUGACGCGACGAUCAGAUGAUCAGGAUUCAGAUUUGUUCAACCGAGAGCUCUGGUUCAGCAAUGACCUCUGCUCCACCACUAUGAUGUAUUAUCACAUGGCACGCAUGCUUUUACUCAUUCAUCGCCCGUCCGAUCUACUGCCAGGAACCACUUCUUCGGCUCCCGCAAGCGCAUCAUUCGAUCUGCUGCUUACUUUUCGGGACAUUGAACAAAAGCUUCGGUAUCAUGCCUCCGAAGUAAUUGCCAUUAUCAAUGCAACGCCGUGUGAUGCUGUCAAGCUUCGAGCCAUCCAGCCGCUAUACGUGGCUGGCAGAUGUUGUACUACAGCAAACGACCAGCGAUUACUGAUCAAGAUGCUUCGGAACAUAGAAGACAAUCUUGGGAUUGCGACGGAUUACAGAGUAAAGUCACUGCUUUCAGAAUGGAGGACAUCUUGCGACACCCUUGGCUUGGAAACAAGGUUACCAAACCCAAAUCGAUCCCCAUAG